UCAUAAGCGGUUAAAUCAUCGCAGCGGAAGUUAAUACCAAGAGCAUCUACACCUACGUAAACAGUCAGCGGUACUGGGAAACAUGGCAGCAGAUAUUUCUAGCCAGUUGGACCAUAUUGCAGAUGCCCUGGGUAUAUUGGCAGCUGAAAUUUUAAGACCUGAAGCUGAGAUUGAUCGAGUUGUCAUCAGCUUGGAGAACAUAUAGUGCCUUGACAAUUUUAGCUGCUAUUGCAGAAUUACCUAAUGAAGAGCAUGUUUUUCAUUUAUUGCAAAUGAUAAUUCAGAUGGUGGACCAAUGCAGAUUCAGCACUGUGAUGUCAAGGGAGCAGCUGCUAUUUCUUCUAGAAAACAACUUUAGAGUUGGUGACAUAGCACAAAUUUUUUGUGUUAGCAAGAGAACUGUUCAUAGGAGAAUGUCGGAAUAUGGACUGUCUGUGCGACAGACUUAUUCAGACAUCACAGAUGAAGACCUCCAGCAUGUAAUCUCUGACUUUAUUGCUCAUUACCCAAACGCAGGUAUAAGGACUGUGACUGGACAUCUUAAUUCUCAAGGAAUAAGAGUUCAGCAGUUCCGGGUGCGGCUUCAUCUAAAAGAAGUUGAUCCUGUUGGAAAUUUUAUUCGCGGGCUUCAACUUAACAUUGUCCCAAGAGUGCCAUACUCUGUUCCGGGUCCUCUCUCCCUGUGGCACAUAGAUGGUAACCAUAAACUGAUAAGAUGGAGAAUUGUUAUACAUGGAGGCAUAGAUGGAUUCAGUAGGCGUAUAAUGUAUCUUCAAGCCAAUACAAACAAUAGGGCAUCAACUGUGCUCCAGUGUUUCCUUGCUGCUGUCAGUUCACAUGGUUUGCCUCACCGUGUACGUAGUGACAAGGGAGGAGAAAAUGUUGAGGUGGCUAGAUACAUGCUUGAACAUCCAGAAAGGGGCUCAGAGAGAAGAAGCCAUAUCACUGGGAAAAGUGUACACAACCAGAGAAUUGAAAGGCUUUGGCGUGAUGUGUGGUGUAUAGUUGUUUGCAAUUAUUACACCACCUUCCGGUACCUUGAAAGUAUUGGUGUACUGGAUCCUGAUCAAGACCUUCAUUUAAUAGGCUUGCACUAUGUCUUUCUGCCAAGACUGAACUGGCAUCUUCAUCAGUUCACCCUGAUGUGGGACAGGCAUCCACUUACAACUGAGGGAAACAGGUCUCCACAGCAGUUGUGGAUGGCUGGUCUCCUUUUAGGGCAGCAAGUCGAUCCUGAACAGAUUGAUGCUACACACUGGGGCAUUGACUGGGGUGGGCCAGUGGCAGCACCUGAUGCAGACAUUGCUGAGAUUCCAGCAGCUCCUGUGGACCUGCUUCAGAGAGUUAAUGGGCAUUUAAGAACUACUAUUGACCCCUUUAUGACUAGUGAGGUGUUUGGUGCAGAUAUUUACCUUAAAGCCAUGUCCGAGAUCCAAGUCUUUAUGGCUGCACAAACCUAGGUAUGUAAGCGUUACUCUUAUUUUUUACUUUUAACAUUUUUUUUAAUGUUUUAAUACGGUAGUCGUGACUCUGCCAUCUAAAUAUUUUUGUGAUGUCAUAAAUUUGAAUUUGUCUUUGUGUGUUUUAGUUUGUGGUUAUUGUGCAUGCAGCAUUGUUUUGACAGCCCACAAUGUGCUUAACUGACAUGAUCACGUCUUUCCAUCUUAACUCAUUAAUUUUUGUCUAGCAGUCCACUCAACUGACCUGUUUUGUUUAGUUCUCUAUUUUCCCCAUGUUGUACCUCAUCUGGUGCUUUUGUUUUGGUGUUAUGCUGUAUUUCUCUAGUCUUGUCCAGUUUAGUAAUUAAUAUGCUUCUAGUCCUGUAAUUGUAGUUCUACCUUAGUCUUGUAUUUUCUCCUGAAGAUCUAAUUUCUCAAUGUGUCCAGUAAGUUUGCCAGUGGUCUAACUUUCCCUCUCUAUGUGUCUCUGUAGGCUAUUGCUCAUGCCAGUUUCCCUAGUCUCUCGUCCACUGGCUCAGGAUUCCCUCCACAUGUACUCUUGUUCCUAUGGGUCCACCUUGGCUCUUAUUUCUGCUGUUUCAAUAUUUCUGCCUGUCAUCCUUAGCCAUGCAGCUUGGCUUCCUGAAACAAACCAUGUCUCUCAUUUCGUUCCCUAGCUCCCGAGGUCGUGAAUCAGUAUAUCGUGUACACAGGUUCGGGCACUAGCCUAAUCAUCAGCACCUGCAACUUGUUUGUGAGUGUGCCUGAGACGGAGAGUAUAAGAGAGCAGUCCACACUUCUCCAGAUUGAAAGCUGUAUUGAUAUGUUUUGACAUUCAGAGAUAGUAAUUGUGGUUUAGCAGUGGCUGGUAUUCAGUGAAAUUGAUCUUACUACAACUAAACAUUAAGGAGAAGAUUGACAUCAAUGUUGUGCCAAUCAAUUUGAAAAGACAGUUAUUGACCACGCCCCUACAUAUGAAAAGGCGGAUUUGCGCCAAAAUCAACAUUUCCGUUUGUGGUUUCUGCAUCGGAGAGAAUGUCUUCAGAGCAUCAAAGGGCAAGUGCUCUUAUAAUGGAGCUUAGCCAUCUCCUGAGGCACCAAACAAGUGUGCAGGCUGCACCCGCAGGACCGACCGCUGCACCCGCAGGACCGACCGCUGCACCCGCAGGACCGACCGCUGCACCCGCAGGACCGACCGCUGCACCCGCAGGACCGACCGCUGCACCCGCAGGACCGACCGCUGCACCCGCAGGACCGACCGCUGCACCCGCAGGACCGACCGCUGCACCCGCAGGACCGACCGCUGCACCCGCAGGACCGACCGCUGCACCCGCAGGACCGACCGCUGUACCCGCCGGAAGACUUACCGCUAUACCCCCUGGAUCGAUCACUCGACUGCCUGGACCUACUGCUGGUCUCCCUGGACCAACCACUGAUCUGACAGGACAGACUGUCCGUGCCCCCUUCCUUGGUAUGGGUCAGUUUUCAUCUCAUCGUCCGGAAUCUGUAACUGCUAGUUUGAGCAGGCUGUUCCAGCCUUAUAAAGGUUUAAAAAGAAAAAAAAACCCAUCUUACCCAGCCAUGGGAGCACACAUUUUUCUGCUGCUCUCUAAUGAAUACUGUAGAAAUACCAACGCUGGAAGAAAGCAUGUGCUUACAGGCGAACGGGCUUGGGAAAAAAAACUGAGAUUUGAUGAUGUGCAAUGCACACCAUCUGAUUUUAUUAAUACCAUUGAGGAAGCGUUUUCUGCUCUUAAGAUGGCUGGAGGCUUUAAGCUAAUGCGGUGUGGCCAGAGCAAACAGCUAUUUGACAUACCUAUCCCGCCAGGAGGGUAUUCUGUAGAAUUUUUAAAAAACAGAAGCAAUCUUAAUAAAGCUGUGGCAUACAUUGUACCCUUACAAUGCGAUCUCCCACUUAAUGCAAACGGGCAACAGAAUGGGAAUGUGGAGAAUUAUACUUUGAAACAAAUAUGCAGAACGUGCAACCAAGAAGUGCCUCUGCACAUGCUUUCAAGCCACCGAAAACAGUGCAACACCAGUGUCACUGCAACAAUGACAAGCUCCGGCAAUAUUACUCCAAAAACUGUGGAGGCCAACACAUGCUCAAUGAGGAUUUGUCUCAUGUUGAGUCACCAACAGAUGUUCAACUGUCAAAAAGCUAAACCAGUAAAGAUCUACAAAGUCCCCAAAAAUUUGGAUGCAAAUGGCUUUAAAGACCAUCUACGAAUAAUAUUUCCACAGUUAAAAACACAGAAUUUUGACCUUUGUAAGGUCAAUAGACAUAGAGUUGUAACCCCAGUGGAAAAUUUUACUCCCAAAGCCACUCGUUCAGGUGAAGUGAUGGGACGAUCAGCAGUAUAUAUUCAUCCUGAGGUAAAAAAAAAAACUUCCAGAAUCUCUUUCUCUGGUUUGUAGCACAGAAUUAAUGUUUUUGCUAAUGUUUCCAUAU
This is a messenger RNA of Misgurnus anguillicaudatus (oriental weatherfish), 3888 nucleotides long. The record is from RefSeq and is a predicted model, not a curated record. NCBI's taxonomy places the organism in Eukaryota, Metazoa, Chordata, Actinopteri, Cypriniformes, Cobitidae.